Molecule: messenger RNA, 1523 nt
Organism: Spizellomyces punctatus DAOM BR117
Lineage: Eukaryota; Fungi; Chytridiomycota; Chytridiomycetes; Spizellomycetales; Spizellomycetaceae
Exons: 1
Coding region: 150-1094 (314 amino acids)
Source: RefSeq, a predicted model, not a curated record
CGUUGAGCGACCGUUAAUUCACUCUGUACACCACCCAGUCGUACUCCAGAAGCGCCCAAAGAGCACUCCACUACCUCUUCCUUGUUUGUAUCUUCUUCUACAUUGUCCUCUGCGGGAUACUUGGCGUGUGAAUCAGUGAAAGCAUUGAGAUGACUGACUUUGACGAACGGCUCCUUCGUGCCAUUACGGGAAACACUGGGGUAGAAAGCCACUUUGAGCCGGGUGACCGCCGCAAUCCCGACUCAGACCCCGACUCAGAUGACGGUCUGUCAGACGGUGAGGAUGCCGCAACAGAGUUCACUCCGGACAUGGACGCAACAACGACCCGCGCCAUGUCGGACGCCGCUCUUCGAAGAGCACUGGACAUAGGUGGUGCCAAAACAGGACCAAAGGGCGUAAUGGCCGACUAUAAAUUCCAUCAGCGACAGGAGCGUGCAAGACGAGAACUCAAGCAGCAGAAUGCCGUUAGUAAAUAUGAGAGCAAGGCUCUGAAAAGCGGUUGGUUAGCCAGACAAUUGGCCAGUGAAGAAACCCCACAAAAUCAAGGUGCAAGUGCUGAUGAUAUUAGCGCGGAGGAGCUUCUAGAGGAGCUGGAGAACGAGGAAGAAGACGAGUAUAUCAAGGAAUAUCGCCUCAAACGAUUACUGGAGCUCGCUCAGAAUGCACAACGACCACGUUUUGGAACCGUAGUGGAUCUUCAAUCUGCAGAUGACUACCUUUCCGCGAUUGAUGACGAAGAUCCAAGUGUGACAGUUCUAAUCCACCUUUAUCAGCCACGUAUCGAAGCUUGCCGAACUGCCAAUACUUUAAUGGACUUGCUUGCGCAGCGCCAUUCACACACAAAAUUCUGUCGAAUUUUGAGCCACGUAGCAGAUGAAGGCUUUGACCAAGUCGCUUUACCCGCAAUGCUGGCAUAUGUGGGUGGCGAACUGAAGGCAACCGUAAUGAGAGUGUUGGAUGAGGUGGAAGGAUGGAAACGUACGGGCAGGUGUACCGUGGAGGAGUUUGAAAAUGUUCUCACGGAAUGGGGCCUGUUGGAUGAAGUCUCCAUAGUUGGGGAGAAGCUUGGUGGCAUGUGCGUGGGUGGUGUAUGAGGUUUAGCUUCGCGCCCGAUUGAGCGGCUGCACGAGCAAUGAUGGGGGAUGGGAGUGCGCGAGUUACUUCCACGUCGUUAUUGAUUCAUCCAUCGGCUUCCAAUCAUGGCAUCAACUACUUUGCAACGAGCUCAAACCGUUUCUUUUGAAACGCGGUGGAUUCUCCUUGUGAAACAUUCCUGACUGUGUGAUAUUGGGUUUUGUCUCUCUGUCGUGCUCUACCGAGCUAUGUGGUAUGCUGUAGUUACCUGCACAUGCCGUCUAUAUCUGUGACCUAAUUUGAGCGGGCAUAACUGAUGGAGAUUUGCGUAAUAUAUUAGAGUGCUUCCUACUUUCCAAGUAGGAGCGACCAACCGUACAAUUUCUUAUCCUCGAAUUGAUUUUAUGACAGAUUUGCGACUGCUCGUCGGAAGCCGUUGCCCGAGGUAC